UGACAAAUUCAAUCAUACCUUUAACUAUUUAUAAUGUAUAGCACUUAAAUAUCAUGGAUAGGCGACGCAGCACCAGCACCGGCAGUGGACAGCCGGCAGAGCAGCAGCAACAACAACAACUCGAGCAAUAUCCCAAGAACUGUAUUGAGCAAUAUUUACGUGCGUCAACAAAAAUUAAGAAAAUUGAACGUGUCGUUUUCUUCAAACGCUUUGCGCCCAAUGUGGCGGACGUGCAGGCGGAUUUCCAACGUCUGGCGUACAGCUUUGAGGAAUCGGGAAUCAUGCAAUACGCAGCUAUGUGCCACAUUGGCUAUGCCAAAUGUGAGUCGUUUGGCGGGUCUGCGCAACGGGAGGCCGAAGCGUAUGUGCGCGCUGCACGCGACUUUUUGGUGGCGCACAACGAGUCGGCGCUGCUGCACUUGCGUACCGGCCCCAACAGCUUCCGGGAGGGCGCAUUGCAUUGUUACAAUCGGGCCGCGGAGCGUGUCGCUGACAGCGGCGUCUUCAAGGCAGCUGUGCUGCGCGAGCUGAAGCAAUUGCAGCGUCAGAUGGAUCGUACCAGCAGCUUUGCGUCGCCCACACAUCGAAUCAAUGAUCUGGAGAUGAGCGCCGAGAUGAGCAUGCAGCGAAAGGAUUAUCGCGACGCACUGCUGCAACUGGACGACAUUGUGGAUAAUAUUUAUGAACGACGGGUGCCGCUGAUGUACAGCGAUCUAUUGCGCCGCGUCGAGGUAAUGCGCUUGCUGCUCCUGCUGCAUCUCAAUCUGCCGCCUUCGCGUCAAUCGCCCUCACAUAUAAAGCUUAUCGAGUACUACUAUUCACUGGCCCAGUUCGAGUCACCGCUAGCGACACCAUGUGUGGCCUACAAUCAGGAGCCGGUGGAAAGACCAGGUGCGUUUGUGCCACUCCAGCAACAGGAUGCGCUCGCUGAGAUCAUCUGCGCCUGGGUGGAGCGUAAAAUGUGCGAUCUAAAAUAUUUGCUCCGAGAUUUUGGAGCCGAGAACAGCUCGAUUAGCCAGCAAGAGCGCCAUCUACUAAACACAAUUUAUUCCGAUCUAUCGAAGAUUUACUAGAGCACUCUCAUACUAAGUUAUCGCUUAAGUGUAGCUAUCAAGGCUAUCACUUAACCUUUCAACGUGCCUACACGAUGCAACUUGCACUCAAAAGCGAUCUAUAGAAAUAGAAGUAAAA
Drosophila grimshawi is the source of this 1191-nucleotide messenger RNA. RefSeq lists its product as uncharacterized. The transcript has 2 exons. The record is from RefSeq and is a predicted model, not a curated record. Gene Ontology annotation, cellular component: early endosome. Lineage: Eukaryota; Metazoa; Arthropoda; Insecta; Diptera; Drosophilidae. Bases 54 to 1073 code for a protein of 339 amino acids. Gene Ontology annotation, biological process: vesicle cytoskeletal trafficking.